This is a messenger RNA of Pyrus x bretschneideri (Chinese white pear), 1584 nucleotides long. Its product is annotated as GDSL esterase/lipase At2g42990. Gene Ontology annotation, molecular function: hydrolase activity, acting on ester bonds. The record is from RefSeq and is a predicted model, not a curated record. Lineage: Eukaryota; Viridiplantae; Streptophyta; Magnoliopsida; Rosales; Rosaceae.
CUGGGAUGGGUAAUUGUCUGAAAUCUUAAACCACCAAGGUUAACCAAACAUAACUGACAUAAUUGAAUACUGUCCUGCAGACUCAUGGCCUUGCAGCUUGCUUGCUUCUAGGUUUUGAUUGCUUCCACAAAUCCCUCCAAUUUCUCACAUGAUUAUAUUUAUUACAAUCCCAUCUCUAAAUCCAUCUCAAAUAUCUUCCAACUUUUGCCAGCCACUAGCCACUGACACAAAAAGUAGCUAGCUAGCCAUGGCAUUCGUAUACAUUUCAUGGUUUCUUUUAACUCAAAUCCUGCUUCAAGUUGCAAAACAUGAGGCUAAAGUUCCAGCAGUUAUUGUGUUUGGGGACUCAUCUGUGGAUUCUGGGAACAACAAUGGGAUUUCCACACUUCUGAAGAGCAACUUCAAGCCGUAUGGCCGUGACUUUGACGGUGGUCAGCCGACAGGGAGGUUCUCCAAUGGCCGAGUUCCACCGGAUUUUGUUUCCGAGGCUUUCGGGCUCAAAACUUCGGUCCCUGCAUACUUGGACCCCAAGUUUGGGAUUUCAGAUUUUGUCAAUGGUGUUUGCUUUGCUUCUGCUGGAACCGGCUAUGAUAAUGCAACUUCUGAUGUGCUAAAUGUGAUACCACUGUGGAAAGAAGUGGAGUACUACAAGGAGUACCAGAACAAACUCAAAGCCUAUGUUGGCCAUGACAAGGCAAAAGAGAUUCUGACAGAGGCCUUAUACUUGAUAAGCUUAGGAACAAACGACUUCCUCGAGAACUACUACGUAUUGCCCCGCCGGCGAUUGCAAUUCACAGUCCGACAGUACGAGGAUUUCCUCGUUGGACUUUCCGAAAACUUCAUUAGGGAAAUCUACAGUCUAGGGGUCAGGAAAAUAUCCCUAACCGGGCUUCCUCCGAUGGGGUGUUUGCCAUUAGAGAGAGCCAGCAAUUUCAUGGCAAUUGAUGAAUGCAUGCAGGAAUAUAACAAUGUGGCUGUGGAAUUUAAUGGGAAAUUGAAAAAUAUGGUGGCAAAGCUGAAUCAAGAGCUUCCAGGGCUUAGAAUGCUAUUUACAGAAAAAAUAUAUCCGCUGUUCUACCAAAUCAUCAAAACACCUUCAUCAUAUGGAUUUGAGUAUGCUGACAAGGCAUGUUGUGCUACUGGGACAUUCGAGAUGAGUUACCUCUGUAAUCAGAACAACCCAUAUACGUGCGCAGAUGCAAGUAAGUUCGUAUUUUGGGAUGCCUUCCAUCCAACGGAGAAAACAAAUAAGAUAAUCGCAGACCAUGUAAUUGGCGAUCUUUUAGACACCUUUAAUUGAUUUAUUAUUGGAAAACAAACAAAAAGGCCAAAUGGCACACGCGUGAGCGAGCUUUCUUUUUGAAGAAAAAUCAUUUCUUCGCUGUGGUAAAAUAGUAAUGCGUGUGGUUUCUAAGGGUAGCAGUCUAGUAAAGUUUACGGUAGAUCAUCCAUCUAUACAACCACUAUCGUUACUAUUUCAUCUGAAUUAAUUAUAUCUCACAAAUCGUGUGAUGAUCUUUGCUUGUAUUGUAUUAAUGUAUAUUUCAUUGAGCUUUCAAAUGGUAAUGUAUGAACUAAUAUUUC